Molecule: messenger RNA, 1224 nt
Organism: Penicillium riverlandense
Lineage: Eukaryota; Fungi; Ascomycota; Eurotiomycetes; Eurotiales; Aspergillaceae
Product: TauD/TfdA family dioxygenase
Exons: 3
Coding region: 1-1224 (407 amino acids)
Molecular function (GO): oxidoreductase activity
Source: RefSeq, a predicted model, not a curated record
AUGGCGCCCGGACUGGUCGAUACGGAUGCCCCGCACCCUUCGUCGACUGGAGUCAAGCGGUCCAUCUUCCCAGACGGCCUCAAGACCACGGGACAACAGCCCCCCGUGUAUUCUCAAGUUCGUCCGUACUCCGAAUUUCCCAAGGUGCAGACGGGACCUACUGUGUGGAAAGCCGAAGACUAUCGCAACAACCCCGAGCUCUGGACCCAUGAAUUCAGCGCCGAGGAGAUUGCAGAAAUCAGUGCAGCGGCCGAUACUUUUAUCGCUGACGGCACGCCUCUGACUGGGAUCACCAAGAGUAACUUCCCACUUCCCAAAUUGUCGAUCCGGCUGGAAGAGCUGCGGAAAGACCUGCUGGACGGUAAAGGCUUCUGGUUGUUCCGUGGUCUUCCCGUCGCGGAAUGGGACCUUCAAAAAAGCGCCACUGCAUACAUGGGCCUGGGUACCUAUCUCGGGUACUUUGUAAGCCAAAAUGGAAAGGGUCAUGUUCUCGGUCAUGUCAAAGAUUUGGGAGAGGACCCGACCAAAACUGACAGAGUGCGGAUCUACCGUACAAAUGCUCGGCAAUACUUCCACACAGAUGGGUCGGACAUUGUUGGCCUUCUCUGCAUUGCGAAGUCCAUGUCGGGAGGCGAAUCAGAUAUUGCGUCCACACACCACCUUUUCAACGUGCUGCAGGAGAGACAUCCUGACGUCGUUCAAACAUUGUGCGAGCCCAACUGGUACUUCGAUCGCAAGGGCGAGGUGAGCGAGGGCGAAGAAGGCUGGAUUCGAGGCAGUAUUUUCUAUCUGGAAAAUGAUCGAAGCUCGAACCCUCGUGUCUAUGCACGAUUUGACCCCAUGAACGUGACGUCGCUUGCACGCUUCAACUCCGGGCCCAAUGCAUCCAUUCCGCCAUUGUCGGAGAAGCAGAAGUAUGCCAUGGAGGUUUUCGAAAAGACCUGCGGUGAACUGGCCCUCCAUAUGAUCCUUGCACCUGGAGACAUCCAGUUCCUGAGCAACUCUCAAGUGUUCCAUGCCCGAACGGCGUACACGGAUCAUCCCCCGGGUGCCGUAGAUGAGAAUGGCCGGCCGGCCCGACGCCGACAUCUGAUGAGACUCUGGCUGUCUGCGCCAGAAUCCGAAGGUGGUUGGAAGCUGCCAUAUCGUGACAGUCUGGAGAAGAAGCGCGGUGGCAUCCAGGUCAAUGACACGCCGCCUGUGUGUCCUUUGGACGCCGAGUAA